Neohortaea acidophila is the source of this 672-nucleotide messenger RNA. RefSeq lists its product as uncharacterized. Gene Ontology annotation, cellular component: endoplasmic reticulum membrane. The transcript has a single exon. Bases 124 to 630 code for a protein of 168 amino acids. The record is from RefSeq and is a predicted model, not a curated record. Gene Ontology annotation, biological process: regulation of store-operated calcium entry. Lineage: Eukaryota; Fungi; Ascomycota; Dothideomycetes; Mycosphaerellales; Teratosphaeriaceae.
GGAGGGUGGAGGGGGUUUGAAGGGGGAAAGGUGGGGGGUUUGUUGGGGCUGUUGUGGUCGGGAUUGUUUUGGGGCGUGUUUAUCGGUAUGUGCUGACCCGUCUCAUUUUUGCUGAUCCAACUAAUGAACUACGAUCCAGCCAUCGCCUGCUUGAUCUUCUACCGCCUCUUCUUUCGCGACCGAGGAGUCGCUUUACCCCGCGGCGGCCGUGGCUUCGGAGGUUUCGGAGGUGGAGGUGGCGGCGGCGGAGGCUGGGGAGGCGGCAACGACCCUCCACCACCCUACACACCGCGCGCCCCUCCGCGCUCCAAACCAGACAGCGCACCCAGAUCUGCGCCGAGCAGUAGCAGCAGCGGACGCAGCUCAUGGUACGGACCUGCAGCAGCAGCGGCUGCUGGAUAUGCUGCUGGGCAGUAUAUGGGUCGUAGGGGAGAGCGGCAACGGGAGGCACCGAGGAGUACUCCUGGCUCUAGCAGAUCGCCUUUUGGAGGCCUCUUUGGUGGCGGCAGUGGGAGUGGAGGAUCUCCGUCUGCUGGUGCUGGGGCGGGAGGCUCGGCGUUUGCUUCAGGCCCUUCGCCGAGCAGUUCGCGGUAUGAGAGUACCGGAUUCGGAGGGACGAGGAGACGAUGAGAAUCGGGUAUCGUUCAAUCGUGAUAUACAUGAAACGACAUC